AUGGCUUCAUCAGCUAUCACACCAUACAGCAUUCUUGGAGUGGCUGAAACGAGUAACGAUUUACAAUUGCGUAACGCAUAUCUUAAAUUGAUUCAUCAGUUCAAAGCAGAUCGACAGAAAUCGUCUGCAAAUCGUACGAUUACGGCUGAACAAUUCCGAAAAAUAUGCCGUGCAUAUGAAACAUUAUCCGAUCAUGACAAAAGGAAGCGAUAUAAUCAGCGACAAGAAUGGAUUUCUGAUUUGCACGUAUCGAAAUAUACACUUCAACAGUUAGCAGCGGAACCUGAUCUUUCAUUAGAAUUGAGGCAACGAUUGAAAAACGCGACAUUAAGGCAAAUUAAUGCACAAGAUCCGGUAACAGGUCAUACACCGUUGUAUUGUGCAGCACGUGCUUGCAAUGUUGAAGCUGUAUACUAUUUAAUUGAACAAGGUGCUGAUUCUGAUCUAUCACAGCGGACAGGAAGCACAGCUUUACAUGUGGCGGCAUUCUAUGGACAUCCAGAAAUAAUUCGUUGCCUAUUAGAAUGUGGAGCCAAUUAUCAAUUAAAAAAUUCUCACGGAAAUACGGCCGAACAAGAAUCUCAUGAUGAUGAGGUUCGAAAAACUUUUGCUGAAUUGAAACAGAUGCCCUUCGUUCAAGCAGCUACUAAUCAACUAGAUUGGUUCAAAAAAAAUAUUAAGAAUAUUCGAGAACAUAUUGAUACACAAUAUCCUCCUCAACAACGGACAUUACUUCAUUGCGCUUGCAAAAAGGGUUAUUUCGAUCUUGCUAAAUGGUUCAUCGAAGAGCGUUCAGCUCAACUCGACAUUAUUGAUAUCAAUUUGAAUUCGGCUCUACAUCUUGCUGCCUACGGUGGACAUGCAUCAAUUAUUGAGUAUCUUCUCAAUAAAGGUGCAAACUCAACUCUAAUCAAUAAAUGGGGCAUGACGGCUGAACAAGAAGGUCUAAUUAAUGGCAAUCAAAUUACCGACAUAUUUCGGUUAAUGCGUGAAAGAAAUAUGUUUGAAAUGGCAAAGAAUGGUGUCGAUUGGUGGUUUCAAUAUCAUUUUGAUGGCAAAUCGCCUAAUGCUGUCGAUCACACGGGCACAAGUUUACUCUAUGUUGCAUGCCGUUUUGGCCAAACAUCUGUCGCAAAAUGCCUUUUACAAAAAGGUGCAAAUAUAAAUGUACAAAUACCUAACAAAGGUAGUACACCAUUGCAUGGUGCUGCAUAUAAUGGACAUUUAUCGACAGUUCAGUUAUUGCUCUCUCGAGGUGCCGAUGUCAGUAUCAGAAAUAAAUAUGAUGCUACGGCUUUGGAUGAAGCCAAAGGUGACGAAAUAAAAAAACUCUUACAAGAAUAUCGAAAUAAUUUAGCUGUUGACAAGUACAUUCCUGUACAUUUGUUUGAGGAUGGUGCGAGUUCCGGAAAUGAACCAAUUGUAAAAGUACAACUACACUGCGAUGCAACGAUUAGUGAUCUCAUAAAGGCUAUACCAGAACCAUAUCAUAAUAAAUAUCGAUGGUUCUCCAUUGCUCGAAGUCCUUUAGAUUUUGAUAAUGAAACUACAACAUUAAUAUCAGCCGUGUGCCGUGCUCGUUAUGCAAGCUCGAAAUUCGUAGAUUUACCAAUAUGUCUCAUUACCUAUAAUUCUCCUCGCUAUAUGAAUAGUGGUUAUACACAGAGAGACGAACUUGUCAGUUCUAACUUACGCAUUUUCCAGGGCAAGUUUCAAUCAAAAUGUAAAGAUGCAUCUUUUCAAAUUAAAGCUAAAUCAAAAGAGGAACAAACGUAUAAUAUUAAAAAUUUGUUAUUCACUUUUGCAUCCGGUUGUGCUGAUAAAAAUAUUUCAAUUGAAGUAAAAUAUAUUUUUGCACCAGAUCCUGAACAGUUUCAAUUGCCUAGAUGUGUUUGUUUAUUCCAAACAAAUUAUACCAAUAAACAUGACAAACUAAAUGAUAUGCCCAAUGUAACAGUCAAUGAUGAAACAAAUGUGAAACUGUAUACGUGGAUGCCAAACUCUGCCUACUGGUUUUCCUAUAGUAAUCAACAUAAUCGUUUACCUUGCAUUGGUAGCCUACAUGCUUUGAUACGUCAUGGUGAAAUUUUCCCGAACGCACUUUAUCUGCCACCAGACAUGUUCAUUGAAGCUGCUGUUGGGCAGAAAUUUCAGCUACAUCAAACUCCCGUGAUGUGUCACUAUCUUAAGAUAUGCGACUAUAAUCCGCAACUUUUCCCGCACACUGCCUAUCAUGGUACGUCUAUUAAUGUUAUCCGAUCGAUACUCAUGGACGGGCUUGUGAUGCCAAGUACAGUUGUCUCUAACGGUUUUCGUGUCUGUCCACCUGCAAGUCAUAUUCCACGAGGAGAAGAAGCUUUCGGUAUUCCCGAUUUUGCUAAUGCAAUAUUUGUUAGUCCAAGCAUAUAUUACUGUUCAGACCCAGUCUAUGCUGUAACAUUUUCUCAUGACGACCAACGCAUGAUAGCAGUACUAGAAUGUCAAGUUCAGAAAGACGCAUUUCGUGCUUUUCCAAGCACUGUCUCAACAUAUAAAGCACAUUCGAGUGAUGAUUUAAAUGCUAUUGAAUGGCGCAUUGAAUGUCCAGCGGCUAUUCGAAUUACAGGGAUACUGUUCAUUCCAGUUGUCAAAUCACGAACUGAAGCAGCACGAUCACGAGCUAAAAAAUUAGAUGUUGAUCCUAAUGCUCUUGCAUGA
Molecule: messenger RNA, 2697 nt
Organism: Rotaria sordida
Lineage: Eukaryota; Metazoa; Rotifera; Eurotatoria; Philodinida; Philodinidae
Source: the annotation of a GenBank genome assembly